CGACAGGAUCCGAUUCGCCCCGAGCCGCAGUCCGAGAUUUUUCCGGGACAAGGAAGCCGAAGGUGGAGCUAAAUUCACGCGCAGUCCUAACCCAUAACACCAUUUGCUGAGGUGCUGUAUCGUGCAAACACACUCAUUCCGCGCGGAUCUUGAAAAGGAUGGGCGGCGCGCUGUGGUUGUUGGCGCUGGUGUGGGCGGGCAGCAUCGUGCAGGUAGUGCAGACACAGUCCACCGCCAGGAGCCGCGACUUCAGUCUUGACAAUCACCUCAACGGGAGUUAUGUCGACAUGAUGAAGUCUCACGACGGAAGGGACCCUUGGAAUCUGGAUGUGAUCAUCGUGUACUUAUUGGAAGUUUUGUGCAGCAAGGUCGCCAUACAUAAGAGCGACGAUAAGGCCAAAUUCAACUCCAUAACCAGGAGAACUAUUGAGGACUACAUUAAAGUGAAGUCGGGAGACUGUGUGCCGCCACCGUUAUGGAAGGAAACUCAUCACCAUGGCGAGUGUCUUACUGAGGAGGAGGCGCGUGAAAUAGCAGUGAAGGAGUUGGUCUUUUCGAUGUACACUUUGGCGGCCAUAUCAAUGGAGGCAAUGACAGAAACACGUCUCCAGUUUUACACUGAGCAGGACUCUGAGGAUUUUGUUAUGUUCCUCACUGGUUGGAUUGAAAAGAUUUGGAAAGAAUUCCUGCCAUCCUUCGCAAUGCCUUUGUCUUCCGUUAUGAACAGCGUGUACAGGUUCAGGGACAUCCUGCGGCUGAGGUACACGAAGGGAAGGGGUAGUUCAGCGAGAUUGGUCAGGGCUGCCGACGAUAUUUACAGAGGAUUAAACCCUGUUCUAAUUAAAAUCGUUAAUGUAGGUUUCGAGAUAAUGAGAAAAGUGGUGGGUGCCGUUCGAGAAAAGUUUAUAAUCUUCACAAAUAUGUUCUCACGUAAUUAUGAUAAGAUUCUCGUAAAUCAUUUAGAACGAGACAGCAAGGGUUCUGCGUAUCCGUCAAUCACGCGGUACUGGGAUGCCAGGGCCAUGGACUACGCAGUCACCUUGUUAUUUAGGUUGAAGGCUUCCAAAGGGGGCGACGCCUACGAAAUCGACGAUUUGUUUGCAAAUAUACUUAAAAAACACUCAGCCGGCGACAUAAAAGCGGCCAUGAUUUUGGCUAAACGUGGUCUUAUCGAAUCAAAGAAGUACUUGAAAUUUAGUCCGUUGGUUGGCAGGUUACCUCCAAUCAAGCUGCCUCUACUGGGGACUCUACCACUACCUGCUACCCUGCAUGACCUGAACCUCAUGGGGGUCCCGACCACUUUACACGAGGUGGAGGAGUUGGCGUAUGAGGAAGUGGUACGUCGCUACCUGAGGGGUUUAGGAAAUAGGGACAUGGCAGAGUUUUUGCUUGGAAGUAGCUGGUGAGACGACUUUAUGUGCUUUGCCUUAAUUGUUGGCGUUGUCCGGUUUUCUGUAUGUUACGACACUCCCCAAGUCUGUACUAUACCAUGUGUUUACAAUAGUGCUAGUCAGAUGUAUGUAGCUGGCUAAUAAAAUUUACUUUGAUC
Messenger RNA from Eriocheir sinensis (Chinese mitten crab), 1549 nucleotides. RefSeq lists its product as uncharacterized. The record is from RefSeq and is a predicted model, not a curated record. The transcript is spliced from 2 exons. The coding region runs from base 159 to 1406 and encodes 415 amino acids. Lineage: Eukaryota; Metazoa; Arthropoda; Malacostraca; Decapoda; Varunidae.